UCAAACUCUUUUUAUUGCCCACCAAACAAAGAUUUUGUCCGCUUUCAUUCAAUUUUCAGUAGAUAUUUUCAACUCAACUUGGAACUUUCUUUUUGCGUCUCAAAAUAAAUAUCUUCCAAGAGAGAUAGAAAAAUAGUUCACCAAUAGAUAUUUUCAAGGACCUUCCUCCACCGUCCGGAGCAGAGAGAAGAGGAUCAAAUGACGCCAACUAUCCUUACUCCGACGACUCUUCCUCCCUCGACUAUUACAUGGCCAUGUACCACCACACCUCAGAAGCUCACCACCAUUAGAACACCACUCAAGCUCAAGUGUAGAGCUACUUCUUCAUCAUCAUCUUCCAUCACAGACUUUGAUCUUUACGACCUCUUAGGUAUCGACCGGGGCUCCGACAAGUCUCAGAUCAAAACAGCUUAUCGUAACCUGCAGAAACGUUGUCAUCCAGACAUCGCAGGAGUUCCAGGCCACGACAUGGCCAUCAUACUUAACGAGGCUUACAAGCUUCUCUCUGAUCCCAUCUCACGCCAAGCCUAUGAUAAGGAGCAAGCGAAACUGGAAGAGCUAAGAGGCUACACAGGGAAACCGGUCUACUCGGUUUGGUGUGGACCAGAGACAGAGCAACGAGCUGUGUUUGUGGAUGAGGUCAAGUGCGUUGGUUGCUUGAAGUGUGCUUUGUGUGCAGAGAGAACAUUUGCUAUCGAAACAGCUCACGGGAGAGCUAGGGUUGUCGCUCAAUGGGCUGAUCCUGAGUCCAAAAUCAAAGAAGCCAUCGAAGCUUGCCCCAUAGACUGCAUCUCAAUGGUGGAGAGAUCUGACCUUGCGCCAUUGGAGUUUCUUAUGUCAAAGCAACCUCGAGGCAACGUGAGGAUAGGGGUUGGAAACACGGUUGGUGAGCGUGUCUCCAACGUGUUUGUUGAUGUCAAGAAGUUCCAGCAAAGAUACGCAGAAGCCAUGAGCAAGACCACAAGAGAUAGCUCACAGGAGAGUGACUUGCAGAGAGAAGUAAGAAUGAGUGCAGUGGAAGCAAUCAGGUCUAUCUCCAACUGGCUAUACUGGAGAUCAUCACCUUACUCAAAACCACUGAGUCCUGAUUCAAACAUGAGUCUCACUUUCACCAAACGGAAAAAAGCAGCAGAUCCAGACAUCAAAAAACUUCAGGAUGCUGUUGCAGCAAUGAAACAAGCAGAACAGAGCGGUGAAACCAAAGAAAGACGACAACGACCAGCUUCCAUGGUUGGAGAAGAUUACUGGACUCCAUCAAACCUAGCUCUUCCCUCAUCCGGAAACACCACUUCAAAGACUACUUCAACUCCGAGAGUGUCUCACAAGAACACACCAUCUGAAGAGAACGUUACUAGUAGAAGAGAGUUCAGAAGGCAGAAGAACUUCAAGAUACAGAAGUUCCCAAUAGGAACAGCAACAGUAGCAGUGUUCCUGGUUCAGUUCCAAGCUAGCUACACAGCCUCUGAGCUCAGUGACCAUAUAGGUGGCUCGUUGGCUCUGUCUAUAGUUAACAGCCCAUGGCAGCAGAUUUUGUUAGCAGGAGUUACCUGGUACUUCAUCGGUGCAAUGCUGCUCCAGCUUGUAGAAGCUAUCCAAUCCAAGCAAGAAGAUAAAGAAGCAUAGACCUGAGAGAUAAAUAUAUGUACAGCAUAUCCUUUUUAAUAUUAUAUGUAACAGUGAAGAUAUACUAUAUACAACAAGAAAGUGCUUAUUGAAUUUUAUU
Messenger RNA from Brassica oleracea var. oleracea, 1723 nucleotides. RefSeq lists its product as uncharacterized. Bases 199 to 1623 code for a protein of 474 amino acids. The transcript is spliced from 4 exons. The record is from RefSeq and is a predicted model, not a curated record. NCBI's taxonomy places the organism in Eukaryota, Viridiplantae, Streptophyta, Magnoliopsida, Brassicales, Brassicaceae.